AUGGAUUUGGAUAGAAAGCAUAUAUUGUUAAAUGAAUUUCGAAAGUUAAAUAUAGACUUUGAUUAGUAAAUAUCGGAGAAUGUGAUAUUUAAAUUUCUUGAUGAAAAAUCACAUGGUACUUUUGAUAACUCUAUCGCUUUAUAAUUACACUAACAAGUAAUAUAAACUUAUCAAAAACUUACAAUAAAUAAUUUUAUUAAUGUAUAUUUAUAAGCAGAAAGCAUUCUCAGCAACAAGAUUAUUAAAGCUAGAAUGGAAAUUUAAAAUUUAACAAUCACAAAAUAAUAAUCUUCAUAAGCAUUGCUUAAUAUUACAAAAUAGGAAUAAUUAAAUAAGUAUGGAAUCAUGGAAGAUAGUAUUUUAAUGAUAAAUCAUGUUCAUGCAGUUAUUAAUAAACUUAGUUUAUCAAUGAAGGUGUUUAUUUUAAUGUCAAGUACUACAACAAGUUUUUAGACACCAUCUCAAAAUGAAUUAGAAUGGAAUAAUUCCUAUGAAUUGUAAUAUAUUAAUAAUAUUUCAGUCCUAUUGAAAAUGGAUCUGAAAUCAUAAAUGUGUUUGUGAAAGCCUAUUAAGGAAAUUAAACAAUUGAUAUUGGUUAGGCUACUUAUGCAGUUUAAUAAUUUAAUAGUCAAGCCUAAACAAAUGUGGAAGCUAAAUUAUAAUGUGUAAAACCUUAUUCUGGAGUGGUUAUUUUAUCAGGCUUAUGGGUUUUUUCAAAAGUAAACUAUUUCUUUAUUAGAAGACUAAAUAUUUUACUGAUUUUAUAUCUCAGUUAGAUACAUAAAUUUAAUAAUUAAAAGAUGAUUUAGCAGAUUUUGAAAAUGAUUUAUAAACCCUUUAAGCAAUAUUCACAAAUACUAUAAUUUCAAACUCUGAUGCAAAUGUAUAUUAAUUUAGUCCAGAGAAACAAAUAGAUAAUAUCGGUAAUAUUGAAUAGAAAACAUUAAAUAAAUAUCUAGUUGCUAUAAUGGCUUUAUUAAUUACAUUAUCAUCGCUAAAUAGAUGUUGUUAUUUAGAUGUAAAUACAUAUUAUAUAUAGAUUUUAAUAAUACUAGUAUAUUCUAUAAAUUUGAAAAAUCAGACUUUAGAUGCCAAAUUGUUAAAGUAAAUCUCAGUUGCAACAUUCGUUUCUUUUGUUUUAGAUAUUGUUUGGGUUGUAAUAUACAUUGUGGUAUAUAAAAGCUUAUAUAAAAGGCUAAUUACAGCCUCUUUGGUCUGAAAUAGACACGCCUGAUAUGGGAAUAUAAAAAAUAAUAGUUGUGACCGGAGUCCUGUUAUUCAUAACAAAAUUACCUUUUUCAUUUCUCUGUGCUUAUUUAUCAAAAUAAGCGUAAGAAAUAAUUCCUGAAUUUUAAGUUAAAGCAGAUGAGAAUAACCUAUCUGGAUUACAGCCAUUAGAAUAUUAAAAUAUAAGUAGAAAUGAAAGUCUAUCCUCCUAUUAACAAUACAAAUGA
Paramecium sonneborni is the source of this 1454-nucleotide messenger RNA. The record is from the annotation of a GenBank genome assembly. NCBI's taxonomy places the organism in Eukaryota, Ciliophora, Oligohymenophorea, Peniculida, Parameciidae.